Molecule: messenger RNA, 1164 nt
Organism: Micromonas commoda
Lineage: Eukaryota; Viridiplantae; Chlorophyta; Mamiellophyceae; Mamiellales; Mamiellaceae
Exons: 1
Coding region: 1-1164 (387 amino acids)
Source: RefSeq, a predicted model, not a curated record
AUGGAGGAGGGAGAGGGGAAGCGGCCUAGGGUCGCGUCGACUCCUUCGCUCCACCCCGAUCGCCUCACGAUCGUCCUGACCACAUCGCCGAUCAAGACGCACCCGUCCACGCGGCUCAUCGAGGAGGUCUUCGAGUCCAUCGCGGUGCUCGCGGGGCUCGGAGACAGCAGGAAGAUCAUCGUCGCCGACGGCGUGAAGGUCAGGGAGCACGACAAGUUCCGCUCCGGAAUCUGCACUCCCGAGGCCAUGAGCAACUACAGGCACUACCUCUCGCGGCUGGAAGCCCUCACCAAGACGGAGGGCAGCCCGCUGCGCGGGGCGGAGCUGCUUGUACUGGACGAGCGCCACGGCUUCGCGCACGCCCUGCGGCGGGGGCUCAUGCGAGUCGCCACCCCGUUCGUGCUCGUGGCGCAGCACGACCGGUCCUUCGUCAGGCCCGUGGAGGUGUCGCACGUGCUCGACGUCAUGGAGACGGCGAACGAACACACCGUCUGCACCGACUCGGGGCGGGUCAACUACGUCGGGUUCCCGACGACGACGACGCUGUCGCACAAAACGUACGUCGCGAGCAAGUACGGGCUGGCGGUGGAGCCGGUGACGCGCGACGUCCCGGAUCCGAAGGUUGACGGUUCGAAGCCGGGACGUUCCGGGACCGAUGAUCACCUCAGGACGAACGACGAGCGCCCGAGCACGCUCAAGCUGCUCCCCUUGGUCCAGUUCUACGACAGCAUGCACGUCGCGUCCACGCGGUGGUACCUGUCCCGGGUGUUCGGCCGGUCGCGGUACGUGAACCUACCGAGGGGGGGGUUCAUAGAGGAUACCCUGGGUCAGCACAUGCUGAGAACGAUCCGGGAGGAGUGCGUGGGACCGAGGGCGUCGGACGCGGACGCCGUCGCGCGCGCGCACGCCGCCUUCGGCACGUUCGUGUACCAGGACGACUCAAUGGAGACCAAGUGCGGCCACAUCGACGGACACGACGUGUUGACCGCGAAAGGGUCGUGUCGCAAGUACGGUUUCGGAUACUCGCACACGUCCGAGGAGCGCUGGCGAGAGAUCGAGGGGGGCGCGGGUCACGCGCACUGGGGCGAGGGGACGUACGAGACCGUGACGGGGUACAGGGACGAUCCGGGGUCCGUCGCUUUGGGCGCGGACGUCAACGUUUAG